ACAACACAGGGAGGGUUGCUGUGCUAGCUUUGUUUUUGUCCUCUUCGUCCUCUUCCCGAUCCUGCAGCUGCUGCUGCUCCUUCCACAAUCACUUGGGCUCGAGCCGUCGGGGCUUUAGAUCCUUCCCGUGGCGCUGCACGGGUUUCAGUCCAGAGGGGUCUGGGGCGCUCUGGCACCAGGUGGGGCUAUGAAGCUCACACGGUUCUUGGGCAAGCUGGUGAACGAGACGGUGACCAUAGAGCUCAAGAACGGCACCUCUGUCCAGGGUACCCUUACCGGGGUGGACGCGUCGAUGAACACUCACCUGAAGCAGGUGAAGGUGACGGUGCGGCACAAGAACCCGGUGGGCAUGCACUACCUGUCCAUCCGCGGGUCGAACAUUCGCUACUACAUCCUCCCGGACCACUCGGAUCUGAACUACCUGCUCAUCGACGACGCUCCCAAGCAGAACCCGCCCAAGUUCCCGAUCGGCAGCUUCAAGGGCCGCGGCAGAGGCCGCAAGGUCGGCGGGGACGGCGGCGGCCGUGGCGGGGGCGGCGGCGGCGGCAGAGGCGGGAGGCGGUGAGGUGGCCAGCGUGUGGCGGGGCAGGCGGCAGGGGGGCCGGUGCGCGGUGGGCACUUCCGCCCUCCUGCAACGCGCGCGGCGGCGAGGGAGCGGCAAGGCCGCAUUGAGGGCGGGGGGGCCGCGCCGCCACGCUUGCAGCCUGCCGGGGCUCGGGUGGCGCGCCCGUCCGCGCCGCCAUCGCUCGCGCGGCCUACCUCUUGGGGGGGCAAGAAGAGCGCAGCUGCCCCGCCCAUCCUGGGGGAAGGAGGGCGAGGGCGGGGCAGGUGUGCGAUUUUUCCCCACUGCUUAAUCAAUAGUCUCUUCGCGUAUACGUGUGCUCCCAUCGUUGCGCGGGCGUGCGAAUAGUUUGUGGCUGGGCACUGCGGACUGGAUCCCGCAUCCGCUUGACUGUGCUCCUCGGUCUUGUUUGUCCACGCGCAGCUUUGGGCUCUGUCUUGGCGCGUCCGCGAAUGAUCUGAGCACCACCGGCUGAGCACUUCCUAUUCCUGCGAUGCCGAUAUCGGCAAAC
Messenger RNA from Prorocentrum cordatum, 1073 nucleotides. NCBI's taxonomy places the organism in Eukaryota, Dinophyceae, Prorocentrales, Prorocentraceae. The record is from the annotation of a GenBank genome assembly.